AUGUAUAUAAACCCCAUCUAUGUCACAUUAAUUAUUGAAAAGCUUUUGGCAGUCAAUCUCCUUCGUCUUCUUCAAGAGAGAGAGGAGAACCAUUCUUCAUAUUUUUGUUGCCUCAAGUUAGAAGACAACAAAAAAAUGGAAGAUAAUCUUCCUCCAGGGUUCAGAUUUCAUCCUACAGACGAGGAGCUCAUAACGCAUUAUCUAGUUCGGAAAGUCUCCGAUACAGGAUUCACCGGUAAAGCUGUCGUCGACGUUGAUCUUAACAAGUGUGAACCUUGGGAUUUGCCAGCCAAGGCUUCAAUGGGAGAGAAAGAAUGGUAUUUCUUCAGCCAAAGGGACCGGAAAUAUCCAACCGGUUUGAGGACAAACCGGGCAACAGAAGCCGGAUAUUGGAAAACCACCGGAAAAGAUAAAGAGAUAUACCGAAGUGGAGUGUUGGUUGGGAUGAAGAAAACCCUAGUUUUCUACAAAGGAAGAGCUCCGAAAGGUGAGAAAAGCAAUUGGGUUAUGCAUGAGUACAGACUUGAGAGCAAACAACCCUUCAACCCCACAAAUAAGGAGGAAUGGGUUGUAUGUAGGGUAUUCGAAAAGAGCACGGCAACGAAGAAAGCACAAGAACAACAACCUCAAUCUUCACAACCAUCUUUUGGAUCUCCAUGCGAUGCGAAUUCAUCAAUGGCAAAUGAAUUUGAAGAUAUCGAGAUUCCGAAUUUGAAUUCAAACUCAUCAACCAUCGAUUACAAUAAUCAUAUCCAUCAAUAUUCGCAACGCAAUGUUUAUUCAGAAGACAAUACUGAGGAAUGGGUUGUAUGUAGGGUAUUCGAAAAGAGCACGGCAACGAAGAAAGCACAAGAACAACAACCUCAAUCUUCACAACCAUCUUUUGGAUCUCCAUGCGAUGCGAAUUCAUCAAUGGCAAAUGAAUUUGAAGAUAUCGAGAUUCCGAAUUUGAAUUCAAACUCAUCAACCAUCGAUUACAAUAAUCAUAUCCAUCAAUAUUCGCAACGCAAUGUUUAUUCAGAAGACAAUACUACAAGCACGGCUGGUCUCAACAUGAACAUCAACAUGGCUAGUACGAAUCUUCCUUCUUGGACAACAAGUCUACUUGGUCCGCCUUUAUCUCCAAUCAACUCUUUGUUGCUCAAGGCUUUCCAAAUUAGGAACACUUAUGGUUUCCCAAAAGAGAUGAUUCCCAAUUUCAAUCCGUCUACGCUUCAACAACAAGGAGCCUCCAAUAUUAUGCAAAAUGGUUCAAGUUCGGCUCACGUGCAACCACAACCGGAGGAAGCGUUUAAUAUGGACUCCAUAUGGUAA
Molecule: messenger RNA, 1314 nt
Organism: Camelina sativa (false flax)
Lineage: Eukaryota; Viridiplantae; Streptophyta; Magnoliopsida; Brassicales; Brassicaceae
Source: RefSeq, a predicted model, not a curated record